GAGCUGAUCUCUGUCUGCUGCCUGAACCUGAUUGGUCGCCCCCGUGGAGAGAGAGAGAAAAAGGGGGAGGUAGAGGGACGAAAAGAAAAAAGAAAGGAGGGAGGAGUCGGAGCUUGUGAGCAUACUGACACAUCAGAGCGAGCAAAGAAAAGGUUGGAAGAGCAGGAGGAAGGACGAGAUCUGACUAACCAAAUCCCUGCUCCUCUUCUUCUUCCUGCUGCUGCCGUUCAGAGAAACCCUGAAGAUGCAGGGGAAGGGAGGACGAGGAUGGCAGACAUGAAAAGAUGACUCGUAGCAGCGCUGUGUGUUUGUUGGAGGAUCUGAGCUCCUGUCGGCUUUAACCGGAUGGAUUCUGGCCCGGCCCGUUGGCAUGGAGAUGGAUGCGAGGCGCCUCAUCGCUGCUGCUAGCAGACGGCCAGCCUCUUGUUUCCAGCAGCUCUGAGCCUGGUCAGCAGCAGGUUCUGGGAAGAAAAACAUUCUUCUUCCUUUUUCCUCCUGCACUUUGGACCGUUCCUUAUCACAGUACGCACACAGACGCCGUCUGUCCUGAAGAAACUCUUCAUGUGCCUUCUCAGUCCUCCCCCCGAGGCCCCUUUGUCAUUCAUUUCUUUUGCAAGUUGUUCAUGAAUAAUGGAGAGAGCGGAGUCUCCUCUGGACUAGUGCCUUAAGGGUGGGAGGCAGACGGAGAACCACAGAAGAAGAAAGUUAGAAAGCUGACAAGGUGAUGGAGUGAAUGGAGGCUGAAGACGGGAUGAUCUCUAUGUCCAGAACAAACCUUUUGUUACCACGAUCUAGCAUAAACCAAUGAGACGGAGAGGAUUUUCAGUUUUUAUUUCCACCGAUCAGAAGGUGCUACUGAUCCUGACAGAGCCGAUGUCUGCAGCGGAAACUCUUUAAGCUUUUAGUUGACCUGAAAGAUGAAGACAGAGGACAGCUCUCUCUUCCGUUCAGGAUAACUUCGCUGUCUGACAGGAGAAGACUCUGUUAUGUGACUUCUCCCCACGGGGACGGACUUGUGGAAAAGUGCCUGAACUUUGAAGGUUUGUGAGUUAACUGGAAAACACACCUGGGCUGACAGCAGAAUCAUGGAUGACUCCAGUAUUUUAAGGCGAAGAGGUCUCCAGAAGGAGCUGAGCCUUCCCAGAAGAGGCAGUUUAAUCUGGUCGCCGGCUCAGCUGCGUUGCCACAGCAACAGCAGCCUCCUCCAACACCUGCUGUCCCCCACUUCCUUUUAUCCUUCUGUCAGUCAGCCCCCCGUAGUCACCCUCUGUCCCUCCUCUUCCUCCUCCUCUCCCUCCCUCUGUUCCUCCGAUGGCCCUCUUUCAGCCCCUGUUUACCAGCGAGGAAACCCCUUCCUCUGGAGCUGUCGAGCGAGCAACAGGAAGAGCCUGAUCGUGACGUCCAGCACCUCCCCCACCCUGCCGCGACCGCACUCACCUCUGCAUGGACACACAGGCACCAGCCCGUUGGACAGCCCUCGCAACUUCUCCCCCAACACGGCCGCACACUUCUCCUUCGUUCCAGCUCGCAGUCACGGACACAGAGCCGACAGGACGGAUGGCAGACGCUGGUCUCUGGCCUCCUUACCCUCCUCUGGAUAUGGAACCAACACUCCCAGCUCCACCGUCUCUUCCUCCUGUUCAUCUCAGGAGAAGCUGCACCAGCUGCCCUUCCAGCCCACGCCCGACGAGCUGCACUUCCUCACCAAACACUUCAGCUCGGAGAGCAUCACGGACGAGGAGGGCCGGCGCUCCCCCGCCAUGAGACCGCGCUCCCGCAGCCUCAGCCCUGGACGCUCACCUGUCUCCUUCGACCAUGAGAUUAUGAUGAUGAACCACGUCUACAAGGAGAGGUUCCCCAAGGCGACAGCUCAGAUGGAGGAGCGCCUGGCCGAGCUGCUCGCCUCCUCGGCCCCGGAUAAGGUCUGCCCGCUGGCCGACGGGGUCCUGAGCUUCAUCCACCACCAGCUGAUCGAGCUGUCCAGGGACUGCCUGGAGAAAAGCAGAGAGGACCUCAUCACCUCCCGCUACUUCUACGAGCUCCAGGAGAGUCUGGAGAAGCUGCUGCAGGACGCUCACGAGCGUUCGGAGAGCGUGGAGGUGACCUUCGUCACGCAACUCGUCAAGAAGCUGAUGAUCAUCAUCGCCCGGCCGGCGCGUCUGCUGGAGUGUCUGGAGUUUGAUCCCGAGGAGUUUUACCACUUGCUGGAAGCAGCAGAGGGUCAUGCCAAGGAAGGCCAGGGCAUCAAGUCCGACAUUCCCCGGUACAUCAUCAGCCAGCUCGGUCUCACCAGAGACCCUCUGGAAGAAAUGACCCAGCUGAGCAGCUACGACAGCGGGAACCCAGAAACCCCGGAGACCGAUGACUCCGUGGACAGUCGAGCUACUGCUCUACCGGCUGCACCCACACACACCAAAACCAAAACCCCUCGAGAGGAAGACUUUGAAAACAUAAAACUCAUCAGCAACGGAGCCUAUGGCGCCGUUUACCUCGUACGGCACAAGGAAACCAGGCAGCGAUUCGCCAUGAAGAAGAUCAACAAGCAGAACCUGAUCCUGAGGAACCAGAUCCAGCAAGCCUUCGUGGAGCGGGACAUCCUGACGUUCGCCGAGAACCCUUUUGUUGUCUCCAUGUUCUGUUCCUUCGAGACCAGGAGGCACCUGUGCAUGGUGAUGGAGUAUGUAGAGGGCGGAGACUGUGCCACGUUGCUGAAGAACAUCGGAGCUCUGCCCGUCGACAUGGCUCGCAUGUACUUCGCCGAGACCGUCCUGGCCUUGGAGUAUCUUCACAACUAUGGCAUCGUCCACAGAGACCUGAAACCUGACAAUCUUCUCAUCACAUCCAUGGGACACAUCAAGCUGACGGACUUCGGCCUGUCUAAGAUCGGCCUGAUGAGUCUCACCACCAACCUGUAUGAAGGACAUAUAGAGAAAGACACCAGGGAGUUCCUGGAUAAGCAGGUAUGCGGCACUCCGGAGUACAUUGCCCCGGAGGUGAUUCUGCGGCAGGGCUACGGAAAGCCGGUGGACUGGUGGGCGAUGGGAGUUAUCCUGUAUCAGUUCCUGGUGGGCUGCGCUCCUUUCUUUGGGGACACCACAGAGGAGCUGUUUGGUCAGGUGAUCAGUGAUGAGAUCAUCUGGCCGGAGGAGGACGAAGCUCUGCCUCUGGAGGCUCAGGACCUCAUCUCCAAGCUGCUCCGACAGAACCCUCUGGAAAGACUCGGCACAGGUGGAGCCUACGAGGUGAAGCAGCAUUUGUUCUUCACAGACCUGGACUGGAACAGCCUGCUGAGACAGAAAGCCGAGUUCAUCCCCCAGCUGGAGUCCGAGGACGACACCAGCUACUUCGACACUCGUUCGGAUCGGUACCACCAUGUGGACUCGGAGGAGGAAGACGACACCAUCGAUGACGAACACAUGGAGAUGAGACAGUUCUCCUCCUGCUCGCCUCGUUUCAGCAAGGUUUACAGCAGCAUGGAGCGUCUGUCUCUGCACGAGGAGAAGAGGACUCCUCCUCCCACCAAACGUAGCCUCAGUGAGGAGGGGGGAGACCGCCUGGACAGCCUGAGUGGACUCAAGUCCAGAGAUCGAUCCUGGCUGGUGGGAUCUCCAGAGAUCCUGCGGAAGCGCCUGUCGGUUUCAGAGUCUUCCCACACGGAGAGCGACUCCAGCCCUCCUCUGACGGUCAGGAGACGCUGCUGCUCCGCCAUCAUCGAGAUGCCGCGCUUUGCUAUCUCUGCUGAGGAGGAGGGAGGCCAAGGUGCAGCGGGAAACCGGAGGAGUCCUGGCCUUCUGGGGCCGAAUGCAGUGAGGGGCCCUCGCUGUGAGGAGCUGCCACUCGCCAUCCCAGAGCUCCCAGUAGAGAGAGAGCUGAAGCUGGACGAGUCUCCCACCACUCCCAGCUCCACCUGCAGCCAGCUGAGCAAGGCCACGCUGACACCGGGCAGCUCCGGCGACGUGUGCGAACGAGCUAAUGGCAGCACUGCCAGCAGCAUGGGUACCAAACCUGUCGUGGAGGGUGACUCUCCAUACGCUCCCAAGGCCAUAAGCGACCUGGCGGCCCGGCGGGCUCGCCAUCGUCUGCUGUCUGGAGAAGGGGACAAACACUCGACUCCGGGCUCCAGGCCGCUCAACAAGGUCAUCAAGUCAGCCUCAGCCACCACGCUGUCACUGAUGAUCCCAGCAGACCACCACGGAGCCUCGCCGUUAGCCAGCCCGAUGUCUCCUCACUCGCUGUCGUCCAAUCCAUCAUCUCGGGACUCGUCUCCAAGCCGUGAUCUUUCUCCGGCCGUGAGCAGCAUCAAACCGGCCAUCGUCAUCCACCGAGCAGGGAAGAAGUACGGCUUCACCCUGAGAGCCAUCCGGGUCUACAUGGGAGACACGGACAUCUACACCGUGCAUCACAUGGUCUGGCAUGUGGAAGAGGGGGGUCCGGCACAUGAGGCGGGCCUCAGGCAGGGUGACCUCAUCACCCACGUCAACGGCGAGCCAGUCCACGGUCUGGUCCACACGGAGGUGGUGGAGCUCAUACUGAAGAGCGGCGCCAAAGUGUCCAUCUCCGCCACCCCGUUUGAAAACACGUCCAUCAAAGUUGGCCCCGCCCGCAAGACGAGCCACAAAUCCAAGAUGGCGAGACGCAACAAGAAGUCCAAGAACAAGGAGGGUCAGGACAGUAAGAAGAGGACGCCACUGUUCAGGAAAAUCACCCGGCAGGUGUCUCUGCUGCACACCAGCCGCAGUCUGUCCUCUCUAAACCGGUCCCUCUCAUCGGGGGAGAGCGGCCCUGGAUCGCCCACACACAACCUGUCGCCACGGAGCCCGACGCAAGGCUACAGGUCCACGGCAGACUCUGCCCACUCAGUUGGAGGAAACUCAUCCCAGAGCAGCUCCCCCAGCUCCAGUGUUCCCAACUCUCCGGCGAGCUCGGGCCACAUCCGGCCCAGCUCCCUACACGGCCUUGCCCCGAAGCUCCAGCGCCAGUACCGCUCCCCUCGCCGGAAGUCUGCCAGCAACAUCCCGCUGUCACCCCUGGCUCGCACGCCGUCGCCCACACCUCAAAGCAGCUCCCCUCAGCGCUCCCCCUCACCGCUCCCCAGCCACGCCGUGGGUCAGUCCUUCCCUGUGAAGCUCCACUCCUCCCCACCACUGGUCAGGCAGAUUUCCCGGCCCAAGAGUGCUGAGCCACGACGCUCUCCGCUCCUCAAGAGGGUGCAGUCGGCCGAGAAGCUGGCCGCCUCUCUGUCCAACUCCCCUUCAUCUCCCGCUGGCAUGGGAGCGGCGGCAGAGAAGAAGCUGGUGGUGGGAACAACGGCGGGGAGCCGGAAACACAGUCUGGACAUUUCCCAUUCAGAGUUUAAGAAGGAGUCUCUGCAGAGAGAGCCCAGCUUACAAAGUCUGCAGGAGUCGGCCAGCGAGGGUCUGCUGUCUUCAGCAGGACGGGGUGUGGAGGUGGGCAGCCUGCAGACACACUCCUCCUCGUCCAGGAAGUUGGGACGUCAGGAGGGCGACGGCGCCCUUGGCUCGCUGGGCCUGGUUCCCGGGAAGAGCAAGCUGAAGGACAAGCUGUCCGCCAUCCGGCAGGACAGAGCCGAGCGGAGGGAGUCGCUGCAGAAGCAGGACGCCAUCCACGAGGUGGAUUCAUCCGAAGACGAAACGGACGAGGGCUCCGAGGACAGCCAGGACGGACGCAGGGGAACCACAUUCACCCCUCCUCCCCUGCUGAGGCCCACCACUGUGAGAACAGGUCCUGGGGGGACGCUGCCGUCCCUCUGCCUGUCCCCCUGCACCCCCCAUGCCACCUUCACCCACACAGGCCCCCCUCAGGUCGGCCGGCCCACCCCCUCACACCCAGAUCCGAAGCCGGGCCGGAGCUCCUCUUCAGCUGGGGGAGAAGACGUAAGUCCAGCCCCGUGCACACGGGAAGGAGCAGGACAAGAAAGGUUGGGUCCAGAACCGAGCGGGUCCUCUAAACCCGGUCAGGGUCCUCUUCCUUUCUCCACUCCGGGCAGUGCCUUCAUCUCAGUCAGCAAGGACACAUUUCUGAAGCCGAGUCCUCCACCAGAGUCCAGAACAGACCAGCAGACCCAAGAUGCCCCAAAAACCAUGACCCCCGUUGCCACGUGCACCUCACGUUCCCCUGACUGCAGAACCAGCACCAGUACCACCGACAGCCGAGAGCCUCCCCGUGCCUCCUGCUCGUCCCCGGGCCUCUCCAAGGAGAAGAAGGAGGCGGACAACCGGCGUCUCUGUGCAGGUCAGACCACAUCCCAGGCUCCGCCCACCGAGAGCGGCGUGGAAAGAGUGGUGUCACAGCUCGCGACCGUAGCAAAGAGCGUCCUGGGUCCGGUCAAGCUCGGCACCAAGGAGCAGAAAUCAUCCAGAGCCACUGACCCCGUCCCCUCCGAGACCCCACUGGAUACAACCAAGACGUCCACCCGGCGAGGCUCUGCAGCGCUGCCAUCCUGCCAGGACGACCCACAGCGGUCCGCUUCAGGGGCUGCAGCAGUCACCGCAAACCCCCCCACCUCUGCAGCAUCUGAGCCCCAGCAGCAGAGGCCCCUGACAGCCCCCACCACCGCCACCAUGUCUGCCACCACGUCUGCCUCCUCUCAGCAGAGCAAAGCAGCCGGCAGGAAGACGUAGCAGACGGAACCCCCGGCGCCGGUUCUGACCCACAAACUGCAUGUUUGGAACAAACUUUCACGCUAAUCAGACUGAAAUCAGUAGGAAGGUGUAGAGCCGACAGAUGUGGACGUCCUCGCUUCAUUCCAGCUGUUCUGUGUCUUCCUGUUGUUUAGCUUCCUGCUUUUAGUCCAGACUCCUCCAGGAAUCCUCUCUGUUCCUGUAAAACCACCAGGGGCUGCAAAUAAAAAGAGCGUUCCCCGUUCCUCCUCCCAACACAGUCCUGACCAUGGAGAGGUUUUACCUCAGCAAGAACGCAUCGUAGAAGGCGGCGUGUAUUCCCUCAGCUUUGACUGCAGGUUCUAUGUGGGAUGUCCACGUUCCAUCAGAGCUCCAGAAAACCUCCAUGGAAACCCCCAACCUGUCCAACAUUGUCAGAAAACUGCCACCUCCCAACCUUGGAGAAAAACCCAACUCUCUCCUAUCAGAAAUGAAAUGGCUUGCUGAUGGUUCUGGUUCCGACCCGCCAACCAGCCGGUGAUUCUUAACCACAACUAUAAAUUCUGAUAAUUCUGUGUCUCCAGGAUUAUCCAGCUGGUUUAAGCUGGUGUAGAAUUUCCUUCAUGCAUGUUGGACUUUAGACCUUUUCACCUUGAACUCAUCACCUUUCAGAUCUAGAACGGUGGUUCUGGUGGAGCUCGGCUCUUUUUGUUUGCAGCCCUACAGCCGGGCUGAACCGCCUUGUUUUGGACCAACUGGCUGUGUUCGAAUCCUGAAAGCAUCACUGUAUUGUGUGUGAUGGAGUGUGUUUGUGCACAUAUUUAAAGGUCUGUUGCAUCUGUUUUAUACCGUGUGUGUGUGGGGGGGGGGCGAAGCUUAUAUAAUAUGUUUUAUCUCAUUUGUCUCCGUUUAGAUGAAUCAGAGCAGCUGAGGCGUUCACUGACUGUCAGAAAUUUGUUCCGAUUUUUUGGUUUUGUAUCGUCUCCAUGGUGUUUUAUUUGGGCGGAGCUUGAAUCACAUUUUGAAGAACACACUUCCUGUUGGACUUCCUGUCAUCUCCAGGACGUUUGCUGAUCGAUCAUACGGAGCGCGCUCAGUGAGGACAGUCUGUGUUGUGUUUAAAUGCUGUUUGUUUUUCUGCAUUUUUAUUGUCAUUUAAAAAUCGGUCUGACAUCAGAACGUGGAGCGUUAACCAGUGAUAACCUACCAGCAUAAACCAGCGUUAACCAGUGUUAACCAGCGUAACCAGUGUUAACCAGCGUUAACAAGCACUAUUAAGUGUUAAAUAUUAAUGAUUAGUACUGACAUGCGUUAACAUGCGUUAACAUGUUCUAACGAGCCUAAACAAUGUUCGUUAACACGUUAGCACUUGUUAAUGAACAUUAACUACUGCUUCUGAGUGUUAAACGUAAACUAAUGUUAACAAGCAUUUUUGAGCGCUAACAAAUGCUAACGAUCGUUAACUGAUGUUAAUGAGUGUUAACAUGCGUUUAUGUGCUCUAACCAGUGCUAACAAGCAUAACGGUUAUUAACAAGCGCUAAUGAGAGUUAAUUAUUGGAAAGGUUAACAAGCGUUUCAGUGCCGAAUGUUUACAAGAGCUAAUGAACAGUAACUAGUUCUAUGAAUGUUAAAUGUUAAGUGUUUCCGCAGUUAACUUGCGUUUUAUGUGCGCUAACAAGUGCUAACGAGCCUUAACAGUUGUUAACAAGCAUUAACGAGCUAAUGAGAAUUAAAGUUAACAAAUGUAAAGCGUUUAGAGAGCAUUAAUGAGCGUUAACGUGUGCACAGACGACGUCUCCACGCUCGUUCGCAGCUGCAAAAGUUUGCAAAAGAUGCUCGCCCACAUUUCCUGCGUCUUUGUCCGGAAAACUGUGUCAAAUCAAAGCGUAGAGGUCGGAGCGAGAACCUCGAGCAGUCAUCAUUUCAUGUCUGUGUGAUCUAAAACCUUCUGAAAACUGAAUGUUUGACUCAAAAAGGGUGCCCCUAAAAUCCUGAGACUGGGUUCUUGUUGUGAGUAAAAACUCAUCUGAUCAGAGCUAUCACACACACACGGGCCAUGCUUUCCCAUCAUGCACCUCUGCUGAAUUGUAGUUUUCCUGAUCGGGCCAAAAAUAUUUUCAUAAAAACUUUUUUUUAAUCAGCAGUUUGUUCAACGAUCAUUAAAAUCUGGACGAACGUCCGUGUUGCGUUUAGGUGCUUUUAAAAAAUGCAGAAAUGUGAGUUUUGUUGAAGCUGAAAGUUUUAGAUAAAAAAAUAAUCAUUUUAAACUAAAUUAGUUAAAUUCCCUUUUUGUUCAGAUUCAUUCCGUUCGUAUGGACUCAUCAGAAUCUCCGAACGCUCGAGGAUCUCGUUUGUUUUUGGAUUUUCGUGUUUCUGAAACUGAGAAACUUCCUUCACUUCCAGCUCCGAGCUUCCGUCUAUGAAUUAAAAACGGAACUUUGGGAAUGAUGAGGAAGGAGGCGGAGCUUCGUCACGGCUGAACAUCGGUUAAAAAUGACGAGACGGGCAAAAAGAAGUGAAGACUUUUCUGGACAGACGAGGGCAGCGUUUCCCAGCUCUGUGUGUGUGUGUGUGUGUUGUGUGUUUGUCUUUAAGAGUGAGGAAGAGGAGGAGAAAGGUCACUGUAGGGUUUACGAUGAAGAAAACAUUGCUAGAAUAAAACCAGUGCAAUAUCUUUUUAUUUUUUAUUGUGGUCAAAGCAUGUUGUUGUCAAUCCUAACUUACAACAUCAAUAAAGUUUUUUAUCGACA
Messenger RNA from Melanotaenia boesemani (Boeseman's rainbowfish), 9371 nucleotides. It is a transcript of the gene mast2, whose product is annotated as microtubule associated serine/threonine kinase 2. Gene Ontology annotation, cellular component: microtubule cytoskeleton. The transcript is spliced from 31 exons. Gene Ontology annotation, molecular function: ATP binding; protein serine/threonine kinase activity; protein binding. The coding region runs from base 1086 to 6641 and encodes 1851 amino acids. Gene Ontology annotation, biological process: peptidyl-serine phosphorylation; intracellular signal transduction. Lineage: Eukaryota; Metazoa; Chordata; Actinopteri; Atheriniformes; Melanotaeniidae. The record is from RefSeq and is a predicted model, not a curated record.